AUGAAAUCUCUGGUGUUGGAUUCGACGUCUUCCAAGAAACAGUUGGCCUACCUUUCGCGUGUCCGCAAGCCUGCGGACAACUACUCUCGGUGCUUUAUGGUAAUGUCGACUUUCCUUCAGGCGCUGGCAGAUGGCCGUUGGAAUACUCUCCAUUUGUAUUCUCAUAUUCUGUACUGGAAUGUAGAUAAUGACGGAAUAUGCCUUAGUUUACCACACAUAGAAAUACGUACAUGCUCGACUCAGACCGGUUACGGAGUAGAAUUCUUUGGUGCUCUCCCCGCUGCCAAAUGUCUAGAUGAAGUCUGGCCAUUUGCAUCUACCAGAAAGCGUUUUGGUGAUCCACCUAUGCCGAUUCAGCAGGGUAUCUAUAACGGAGAAUGA
Histoplasma capsulatum G186AR is the source of this 381-nucleotide messenger RNA. RefSeq lists its product as uncharacterized. The coding region runs from base 1 to 381 and encodes 126 amino acids. Lineage: Eukaryota; Fungi; Ascomycota; Eurotiomycetes; Onygenales; Ajellomycetaceae. The transcript is spliced from 4 exons. The record is from RefSeq and is a predicted model, not a curated record.